GCCCUCGCUGUUGUCCGCGGAGCUGUUGUCAAGGCUGCCUGAGCCGGCUUGGGGCUGAGCUCUAGAGGGAGGUGGGGACAGGAGGAGGGGUGCAUGGGAGCACGAGAGGCAGAGGAGGGGGCAUGGGGCCACGAGAGGCAGAGGAGCGGGACAAGAGAAAAGAUGAAUGGGGACAUAGAAUGCAAGCUGGUGACGACUGGAGGUGAGGAAUUGGAGGAGAGGAAAGAACCGAAGGAGUCAGUUGGGGGCCCAGACUCGGAAGGAGCAUGGAUGGGAGCCCAAGAGGCGGGAGACAGGAGGAGGGCUUAAGGGGAUCCCAAACCAGAGAAGAGACCCGGGUCGCUCCAGUUUGGGAGCGGAGGAGAGGGAAGUUGGGACACUCCCGGAUGGGUGGGGAGCUAAAGGGUCCUGCCCGGCCAAGGCUGGGCCCCAGGAAGGGUUACCCUCAAAGAAAGAGUUGGCUCUUUAGGCGACCCAGGCCUCCCCCAAGCCCGCCCUACCUGGGAGGGUGUUGUGCAUUUACAUUUACCUGCUCGCCUCCUCCAGGUGAGUCUGGGUGGCUAGUUAGUGUGUGGAAUUAGCUGUUAGGCUAGUAUGAGGAAUCCAUGGUUUGCCAUAAGACAUAAAUAUCUACUUAGAAAUCUGCCUUUAAUAAUGUUUUUUUUUUUCUCCCUGGAGGAAGCAUCUCUAAAAUUUCAAUACAGAUGUUCAGCUUACAUGCCAGACUUGCCUAAUGGACAAAGGAAUGUCAAAUCUACCCAGACUGCCAGCAAAAGCUAGCCUCUUGAUCAGCGUUUAGCCUGAUACCAAAAAUUCCAAAAACCUGGAAGGAAGCGAUGUGGUUAAGACACUCUCCAGUGCUCUGGGUUCCCAUCUGCCACAGAGACACUUCCUUUGGACCACAGGACAAUGUCUGUAUACACAAACCCACAAGUCUGUGUCGCGAUACCAAAGUUCAGCCAGGUGACGUGUCAGGGCAGGUAUCUGUGGUUUGCCCUGUACUUGCUUCCGCAAUUCCUGUCCCUCGAUGCAUCUUCUACCAGAGUGGAGCAUCUGCCUGGAUCCCACGUGUGCCACAAAGCGUGCCAUGGCCUGGGAGUGCCCUUCAAAGCCGUCCUCGCCUCCUGCAGAGCCAAACCUCGCCCGACAAGCGCACAGUGUCAAGCCCUCAGCCCCCCGAGGAAGAUGGCCCAGCCUGGGCACACGCCCCGAGCAGCUGCCUGUCGUUCCUCAGCCAAGCAGCAGGGAACUGUUAGCAGCCUGAGGAACGGCAGGCUGGGAGCCUCGGGCACCGCCCAGCCUUGCUGCCAGCUCACCUGCAAGAUGUGGACAGCCCUCGUGCUCAUCUGGGUUUCCUCUUGGUCCUUAUCUGAAAGCCACCUGACAGCCCAGCAUCCACUCCUCAACAAGACGCUGGAGAAUUCAGAACAAAACUCAUCCGUGGAAACCAUUACAAGAGUCUUGAAUGAAACGUCUGCAAGAAUGACCUCGGUGACACCUUCUCCCAUCACGUUGACCAGGGGGACUUGGGGAGGCGACCCCCCCUCUCCUGCGGUCACAGCAGGGACAACGCACAGGACAGAGGCAGGCGCGUCAGCAACGGCAGAAGGGACCCCUGACGGAGCCACCUCCGGGGUGCCCACGCUGCCUGUCCCGGCAUCUGACUGGCGGACCCUGUCCUCACCCCACACGCGGGCGCCUGGCAGCGGCACGUUGUCUGGGCCAGCGACGCACACGACACCCACGCCGGCCACGGGUGCUCCCACAGCUGCUGCGGCCCUGGCAAGUGUAAGCGGCCCCUUGGGCUCACACGGUCGUCCCGGGCACACCCCCGGCCAUGCCACAGCCAGCCCCACAGUGCCCCUGAGUCCCCAAACACUUAACGCGUCCACACAGGGCCCCACCGUCCAGGCGCCGACGGCCCGGACUGCGGCUGACGCAGCAAGUAGGCCUGCGCCCACCCUCCUCAACACAACCCCAGAACCCACCUCCCCCUCUUCGGCUUCCGCAUCCAUGACAGUGGGGACCACGACCAAGGCCCCCCAGCCAGCUGCCAGCACAGCGCCAGCCCCUCACUCCAGCCUGGCCCCCCCAACACGGCCCAGCCCCGUCACAUCCAUGCCGGGGGCCGCGGGGCCAGGCACCACUCAGACGCCGGAGCAGGGCGAGCCUGAAGCCGCGCCUGGUACUGCUUCCAUGGGGCCGACCCCUGGGAGCUCAGGGGACUCCAAGGUGCCAGCCACAGACUCAUGCCAGCUCAGCACCCAAGGCCGGUACCUGGUGGUCUCCAGCAAGCCCCUGGCCCAGUCCCCAGUGAACAAAAGUUUUCUCCUGGCAGUGCUCUUGCUGGGGGUCACCCUCUUCAUCACAGUCCUGGUUCUGUUUGCCCUGCAGGCCUAUGAGAGCUACAAGAGGAAGGACUACACGCAGGUGGAUUAUCUCAUCAACGGCAUCCGCCGGGGCUGCACUUGGCAUUCUAGCUUCAUCUGCUUACCAGCCAGAGGGAGGCAGGAGAGCUGGCGGGCAGCACGUGAGGCUGCGUUCCCAGGCCAGGUAUGCAGCCACCAGCUGUGUGACCCGGAGCAAGUGUGGCGUGUUGUGGGCUCAGCUGCUUUACCUGGGCGAUGGGGAGACGGUCUGUCUGUCACGGCCCCCAGGGGCAUGCUGCCUGGAGCGAUUCCAGGUGGGGAGUUGACUCGUGCUUUCUCAACUACUCUGAACCCCGAGGAGGAGACCGUUCUACCUGGAGACUCCAGUUUCCCCAUCACAGAAAUCUCCUGAGCCAGGCCUGCGUGUCCACUUCCUCUUAUCGAAAUUCUGCCUCCUCCAAAAAGGAUUUCAAAUGGCGCAUAAUAAAAGACAAUGGUAGUGAACUCCCAAACCAUUUGAAAUAACUUACGAGAGUAGGGAGGAGGGAUGGGAACAGUCCUCACCCGUUUUCUAGCUCCAUCCCGGGUUUCCCCAGCCCAUCUUUUCUCACUGGUUGGUUCAGGGGGCCCAGCAGACCCCUUUCCCUCGCCAACAGCUAUGCUGUGUGUCCUGACAGCUAGGCUCCAAGCAGCCUAUGCACCUGUGUCUCUCCCUGCCCUAGCCGACCCAUCGCACACCUGGGCCCAUCUGCCGUGUGAUCACAGGUGCUGGCGCUGACUGUGGCUGAGAAAGUGUCAGCCUCACUGAUCUGAGCUCCAGGCCAGGCUGCAGCUCUGUUGUCCUUGAGUCUGAGAGGCCACCUGCUGCCCAGGUCAGGCAGCUCUGCACAGAGUGGAGAAUCGGGGGGAUUUAGGGGGUGCCCUUUUCCUCUGCCAGCAUCACCCCAGCCGCCUGUCAAGGGCAGGCUCCACACCCUGGCUGGUGGGGUCUCACCCAAUAGAGACAGAGCCUUAGACCCCCAUGAGCCAUGGAACACUGGGUGGCUUGUUCCUCUCUAGGGGUGUAGGACAAGGGGCAACCCGCAGGGCUGGCUUUCAUCCUUAGCCUGUGACCAGGGGCCUCUGCCUGGCACUCCUACCUCCAAGGAAUGGGGGCGUGGAGUGUCACGGGGCCUGCCUGUCCCUCUGCCCCAGCCAGGACUCCAAGUCCUUUCCUCCCAAGAAUUGGUUGUGCUCUCCACCACCCCCCUCCCUCCUUAGCGGUCCUAUUCCCAACCAUCCACAGUCAUUUUGGCUCCAUGAUGGGCCACAGAUUCGUAACACGUGAGGCCACGCUCAGCUUCAGCCCUCAGGGUUCUUCCUCACACCAGUGGCGUCACUGCUUAUGGGAGCUGGAGACCUGGGCUUCAUCCUUGAGGCCGACUGACCGUCCUAAGUUCCUGUGCAUGGGCCUCUCCCCGGCCAGAGUCCUUCCUGCUGUCCUGCCUGGGGCCCUUCCACCACCUGCCAGCUCCGACCCAGCUGUCUUCCACCCUGCAGCCAGGGCCCCCUCAAGAUACAAACUUGACCACACCUUUCCCUGCCAGCAGACCUUCCCGGAUAAAGACCAAGCUGCCAUACCAGGCGUUCCAGGCAAACCUUCCAGUGUGUUCUGGCUGAGCGGAGACUGAGGGGAGGAGCCA
This is a messenger RNA of Delphinapterus leucas (beluga whale), 4051 nucleotides long. RefSeq names its product chromosome 7 C11orf24 homolog (gene C7H11orf24). The record is from RefSeq and is a predicted model, not a curated record. NCBI's taxonomy places the organism in Eukaryota, Metazoa, Chordata, Mammalia, Artiodactyla, Monodontidae. Gene Ontology annotation, cellular component: Golgi apparatus.